GAGUGAAGUCACAUCUCCCUUGAGGCUGGAGCUACAAGCUUUUCAGAGCCUCUGCUCACCAUGAGCCGACAGCCACAGCCCCAAGCUGCGCGGACAGUGCGCUCCGCGUCUCUCCCGGUGUCGCCGACUUUGCCCAUGUCCCAGUAUGCGUCCCGCUCAGACUCCAAGGGCGCUUUGGACAGCAGCAGCCCCGAUGCCAACACGGAAGAUGACAAGACCGAGGAGGACAUGCCUGCGCCCAAGAACUAUCUGUGGCUCACCAUUGUCUCGUGUUUUUGCCCAGCGUACCCAGUCAACAUCGUGGCUUUGGUCUUCUCCAUCAUGUCUCAGAACAGCUACAAUGACGGAGACUACGAAGGAGCCAGGAGGCUGGGGCGCAACGCCAAGUGGGUGGGCAUCGCCUCCAUCAUCAUCGGCCUGGUCAUCAUCGGUGUGUCAUGCGUGGUGCACUUCUCCAGGGCUUCCUGAAGUGCCAGCCAUCAGCCGGGAGCAUGGAGGAUGGUCCUCAUCUGCACACAGCCCAAGAAGUUUCUGAGGAAUGGAUCCUCGAUUUUUAGACUGUGAGAUCUUUUCCUCCAGGACUCUCCAGAGGCAGGCCCCUGGCAAACGAACACCAAGUCCGGAACAUAGGGGAUCAGAACGGCACAGACGUGCCCAUCCACGUCACUGACUGAUAAAAAACACGAAAACGGUGUCUCGAUGUCUCGGUUCUCGGCAAACCCUUUGCAUCCAUUCCUCUUCUGUGGGGAUGAACUCCAGAAACCUCACGACAUGUCGCUGGGAGGUCUGGAUUUAGGGGGAGCAGGUGGUUUCCAAGGAGAGCAGUGAAUGCUGGUGUUUACAAAAUCAAGUACAAUCUUUGUAGCAUGCUAAGGUUGUCUAGUAAGUUGAACCCAUAGAUUUAUUUUUCCCAUGUUGUAAGUUCUCUCCAUCUCCCUUCGCAACCCCAGAGUUCACGCAAGACUUUCUAGACCUUUGUCCCAUUUAAAUUUUUCCCAAUAGUCCACCCCUUUUGCUUGUAUAUGUAUUGACCAGUCGGAGCCUGAGAAUGAACCCAGAUCCUAGGCAUAGGUGCACCCUCUCCAUCCCUGAUGUGGAAAUAAACUGGCUAUUUUAUGGAAUGUGGCUUUCUUUUAUACCUAUUUUGAGCAAAUCUUGAGCAAGAACUUUGAUUUUCCUGGAUGCUAUCUGGAAGAGUUUUAACCUUGCAUUUUCUUUUCCUGUCCAGCCUCAACUGUGAAUGCCCUGGCUUCAUGAUACCAUUGCCCCACCUGCCAGAGCAUGCUAGCAGAGAGAUCUUGCAGUGUGCAAAGCAUGUGCCAUGGGUGGUACACAAGGUGAUUUCUAAGUAACUUAUAAACACAAUGGUAAAUAACACUGAAUUUUGAAGAAUGCUUCAUGCUUUAUUUUUUUUCUCAUUCCUGGUUGCUGCAAGGAGAAUGUCUCUCUCGGUACCUGUGGGUUCUUUGCACCUGCCUGCCAGUACAGACACAGCACUCAGUCUAGAUAGAAUUCAGUGAUAUUAUUAGCUUCAACUUUGUGGUUCUCCAUGGACUGAUCUUCUGUAUUAUUCGAGUAAGUAAACUCAGUGGUAGAUAGAUAUCAAGUGAUCAACCUAAUAGGUAAUAUUUAUGGCAAAAAAAAAUCUCCAGAAUUAAUGUCAAAAACACAGUGACAAUGAAUUUGAAUAAAGAAAAGAGACCCUGUUCUAACUGAAUGAACAAGUGAUUGAGAGUCCAAACACCUAUU
Messenger RNA from Peromyscus maniculatus bairdii (prairie deer mouse), 1749 nucleotides. RefSeq names its product transmembrane protein 233 (gene Tmem233). Lineage: Eukaryota; Metazoa; Chordata; Mammalia; Rodentia; Cricetidae. The record is from RefSeq and is a predicted model, not a curated record. Gene Ontology annotation, cellular component: membrane.